This is a messenger RNA of Serinus canaria (Common canary), 7830 nucleotides long. RefSeq names its product 5'-AMP-activated protein kinase catalytic subunit alpha-1. Gene Ontology annotation, biological process: protein phosphorylation; intracellular signal transduction. Gene Ontology annotation, cellular component: cytoplasm. NCBI's taxonomy places the organism in Eukaryota, Metazoa, Chordata, Aves, Passeriformes, Fringillidae. Gene Ontology annotation, molecular function: AMP-activated protein kinase activity; ATP binding. The record is from RefSeq and is a predicted model, not a curated record.
CUGCUGGGGGGAGUAGUUCCGGUAGGGGAAAAAUGCCACGGCCGGAAACAUAUGUGGCAAUUUUUGACUGGCUCGCUUCAGCUAAGGGGCCUGCGGACCCCGGCACCCUGCGCCCUCUCCCCUCUCUUCCCGUCCUUCCAGGACGUUUUUGCCGGACGAGGGGCUGAGGAGAGACGGCGGCGCCGAUAUCAGCUGAGUCUAGCCGAGCCGAAAAAGGAGUCCAGCGGGGUAUUGGGAAGAGGCAGCGAAGCGGCAGAACCGACUCACACACACACCCAGCACAGCGGACCGGUGGUAGAGGCGGUGCAGGACCCUGGUGCCGAACUGAACUCAGCAGAGGGAGAGUCGAAUUAGCUUGGAGGACCGAGCUUCUGGGAGUACUGCUGCACGGUCUAUGAGCAGGCUCGGCCCUAGGCUCAAGAUGGCGGCGGCAGUGGCGGAUAAACAGAAGCACGAGCAUGGCCGGGUGAAGAUUGGGCACUAUAUCCUGGGCGACACGCUCGGCGUUGGUACCUUUGGCAAAGUCAAAGUUGGUAAACAUGAAUUAACUGGGCAUAAAGUCGCAGUGAAGAUCCUAAAUCGACAGAAGAUUCGCAGCCUUGAUGUUGUAGGAAAAAUCCGCAGGGAGAUCCAGAACCUCAAACUCUUCAGACAUCCUCAUAUAAUUAAACUGUACCAGGUCAUCAGUACACCAACUGACAUUUUCAUGGUGAUGGAAUAUGUUUCAGGAGGAGAACUGUUUGAUUAUAUCUGUAAAAAUGGAAGGCUUGAUGAAAAGGAAAGUAGACGUCUGUUCCAGCAAAUCCUUUCUGGCGUGGAUUACUGUCACAGGCAUAUGGUAGUACAUAGAGAUCUGAAGCCUGAAAAUGUGCUGCUUGAUGCACACAUGAAUGCCAAGAUAGCUGAUUUUGGUCUAUCAAAUAUGAUGUCAGAUGGAGAAUUAAGAACAAGCUGUGGUUCCCCUAACUAUGCUGCACCAGAAGUAAUUUCAGGAAGAUUAUAUGCAGGUCCAGAAGUAGAUAUUUGGAGCAGUGGAGUUAUUCUCUAUGCUUUGUUAUGUGGAACACUUCCAUUUGAUGACGAUCACGUGCCAACCCUUUUUAAGAAGAUAUGCGAUGGUAUCUUUUAUACCCCUCAAUACCUGAAUCCAUCUGUAUCUAGUCUUCUGAAAUACAUGCUGCAAGUAGAUCCAAUGAAGAGAGCAACAAUCAGAAACAUUAGAGAACAUGAAUGGUUUAAGCAGGACCUUCCCAAGUACCUGUUUCCUGAAGACCCAUCAUAUAGUUCUACCAUGAUUGAUGAUGAAGCCUUAAAAGAAGUGUGUGAGAAGUUUGAAUGCACUGAAGAAGAAGUGCUAAGUUGUCUCUACAGCCAAAAUCAUCAGGACCCUUUAGUGGUUGCUUAUCACCUCAUUAUAGAUAAUAGAAGAAUAAUGAAUGAGGCCAAAGACUUCUACAUGGCUACAAGCCCACCGGAUUUUUUUCUUGAUGAUCACAAUCUGUCUCGACCUCAUCCUGAAAGAGUGCCAUUCUUAGUAGCUGAAGCACCACGUCCCCGCCAUACUCUUGAUGAGCUGAAUCCACAGAAGUCAAAACACCAAGGUGUAAGAAGAGCGAAGUGGCACUUGGGAAUACGGAGUCAGAGUAGACCAAAUAAUAUCAUGGCUGAAGUUUGUCGAGCAAUUAAACAACUAGAUUAUGAAUGGAAGGUUGUAAAUCCAUACUAUCUGCGUGUUCGAAGCAAGAAUCCAGUGACAAGUGCAUAUUCCAAAAUGAGUCUACAGUUGUAUCAGGUGGAUAGCAGGACGUACUUACUGGACUUCCGUAGCAUUGAUGAUGAAAUUACUGAAGCAAAAUCUGGGACUGCAACUCCACAGAGAUCAGGUUCUGUAAGCAACUGUAGAUCCUGUCAAAAAGAUUCAGAUGGUGAUGCACAGGGAAAAUCUGAAGAUAUGUCCCUUAUACCAUCCGCAACCUCUUUGAUUGAUUCUUCUAAGGCUGAAUUAACUCCAAGACCGGGGAGUCAUACAAUAGAAUUCUUUGAGAUGUGUGCAAAUCUUAUUAAAAUACUUGCACAAUAAGUUUGAAAGUGGGCUUAUUUCUUUUACAGCAAUAAGCAUGCCUAAAUCAUAGUCAGAUGCUUCCAGUUACAAUCAAGUUAAAUUAACUAAGGUGCUGAAAAAACUAGCCACAGAAUGCAAUUUUCAGGAGGAUCGGAAUGAUUAUAGUCCAUUAUGUAUAUUAUUUUGAAGCUGGCUGAAUUCUGAUUGUCCGCUGUCCAAUAGCAUAAUACAGGUAUAGGAAGUUAUGUGCCCUUGGGGCAGUGUUCGUAACACUUUACACUGAUUGCACAUUAGAAUUCAAAUAUUUAAGUUAUGCUGGCCUUCUCUCUUUUUUCACUGAUAAUACAUACAUCUAAUGCACUGUAAGUAAAUGUAGUUCAAUGACUUAAGUAUGACUUGAUCAGCAUUAAUAGUUGUGCCUUAGUUGAUCAGAAUUGUCAACAUCUAACAGUACUAUAUCAAAACUGCUGUUUCUUCCCUCUUAUUUGACAGUAAAUGAUAAAGAAUAGUUUAAUGCAUUAUAAUAUACUACUUUUAAUAACAGAUAAAUAUGAUUAAAUGCAUGCAAAUCCAGCCAGGUGAAAAUAUAUGUAGGGGCUUUGUAAUGCACUAAGGGUAAAAUUCUGUGGGCUGUAAGUAGAACAAUUCAGGUCACAGCAGUGGUGAGAGGCUUAAUGCUGAGAAGACUUGGCACCCUAUGGGCUGAAACAAAAUGUGGUUCUGUGAAGGAGAACUGUCAGCAGGUUCCUGAUCUGUGCAGAUUUAGUAGCCCACAUCUUAGUGUGGUAGCAGCACAGCAGUUCCCCAAUGCUACUGCAGGCUGAGAAUCCUGUUCCUUAUAAACACAUGCAUGUAGUUAAAAGCACAGCUCUAUGGCCUCUUGCAUGCUAUUCCAGAAUCUAAAAUUUUCACUUUUAAAAAUAUGUUCAUACUUUGAUACAUCUGUUUAUAUCAUAUGCUACCUUGCCAUAUAUUUUAUAGAAUUCACAUUGCAGUUGAAAAUACAUAUAUUGGUUUAGGUUUUUCAAAGCAGCUUUUAUAGUGAACUCUGCCAUUUAAAUUGUGUCAUUAAUAGUCCAACUUUUCAGUUGAACAUUUAAAACUGAUCACGACAGCUUAUCAUAUAAUCAUAGAAUGGUUUGGGUUGGGUGGGACCUUAAAGAUUACCUGCUUCUAACUCCCUGCCAUGGGCAAGGACACCUUCCACUAGACCAGGUUACUUGUAACCCCAUCCAACCUGGCCAUGAACACUUCCAGGGAUGGGGUGUCCACAACGUCUCUGGGCAACCUGUGCUGGGGCCUCACCACACUCACAGUAAAGAAUUUCUUCCUAAUAGCUAACCUAAACUUGCUCUCCUUCAGCUUAAGGCCAUUCCCCCCUCUCCUGUCACUGCAUGCCCGUCCUGGAUUGCUAAGCAAAUUGUAUUCUAUUUGCCAUCUGUAUGGCAGUUGUCUUCUGUUAAGUGGGCAGUUUUCCUUAUCUCUUCCACAACCAAUUCUCCUUCUGGGGAGACAUCUGCUGAUAACAGGCUAUUGAAUGUCACUGCAUGACUGAUUAGAACUAUAGCAUCCCAUUGUGAGAUGCUCCACCUAGAGGGAAGAGCCAAGCAUUCCUACCGAGAUAUAAUCUUGAGAUUCUGGAACACCAGCACUUUUCCCAGAGGAACAGCUGCCUCUUCCACUGGAUCUUCAGAGGAAGACUACACCUUUCUACAAGAUCACUGCUCCAACAGAACCACACCUGACACUCCAGGAGGACUGCGGCCAAAAUUCCAAUUGGACUGCUACCAACACCCUGACCAACAGGGUGUCAGGUUGUGUUCUGACUCUGUCAGUGUUGUUUUAGUUUACUGCAUUGUUUAUUUUAUCUUUUUAUUUUCUUCCCUAAUAAAGAACUGUUAUUUCCUGCUCCCAUAUUUUUGCCUGAGAGCCCUCCUUAAUUUCAAAUGUAUAACAUUUUGGAGGGAGGGGGUUUACAUUUUUCCAUUUCAGGGGAGGGUCCUGCCUUCCUUAGCAGACACCUGUCUUUCCUAACCAAGACAAUGCUCUUGUGAAAAGUCCCUCUCCAUGUACCUUGUAGGCCCCAUUUAUGUACUGUAAGGCUGCAAUAAGGUCACUCCAGAGCAUUCUCUUCUCUAGGCUGAACAGCCCUAAGUCUCUCAGCCUGUCUUCAUAGGGAGGUGUUCCUGCCCUCCGAUCCUCUUUGUGGCCUCCUCUGGACUUGUUCUAAAAGGUCAAUGUCUUGUGUUGGGGGCUCCAGAGCUGGAUGCAGGACUCCAGGUGGGAUCUCACAAGAAGAGAGUAGAGGGGCAGAAUCACCUCCCUCAAUCAGCUGGGUAUGCAGUGAUAGGACGAGUGUUGGAACCCAGGGCACAGGGAAUAUUUCUCUGCCUGUCCUGAGAAGUCCUGAUCCCCAGGAGAACACUGCUUUUAACCUUUGUCCAUGGAGAAAGUUUCCAAGACUUUGGGAUGAAUUGGAAUCUAUGAGUGUGUGAAAUAGAUAGUAGUAUAGUUUAUCACAGGGUGAAAAGCUUAAGAGUUUUGGGGUUUUAGUAUGGAGGUAGAUCAGAGACAAGAUGGAGGAUUUUGGGCAUUGUAUGAUCUCCUUGUUCUUCAUCUACUCCAUUUUCUGAAGUGUUGGGAGCACAGGGUGAUUGGUUAGAAAGAACUGCAAUGCAGAUAUUGUGUGGACAGAAAAAUAAUUAGUUAUUGGUAGAAAGGUAGAAAUAAAGUAUAUUUUAAGAGUUAAUUGGACAAAACAGCUUUAAAAGACCUUGAAUCUGUGUGUCUUGUGGCUUUUGGUGCCUUCUCUUUGUACGCUAAGUCUGAGAUGUAGAUGGUAUGCUGUGGGAGCUCAGCACAUCACUCCUGAUGUCCAGAGCUACCGAGAGAACCCUUGGGGGGCUCGGGAGUCUUGGAAUGUUGCCAAAAGCACUUGGUGGCUUGAUUUUGAUCCAUCUAGGGAUGUGCCACUGAUGUAUGAGGAGAUGGAACCUGUGGGAAUUACUCGGGUGUGAAUGGUGAAGGGAAAACAUAGUUAUAGGGUAAAUUACAGAUUUUAGAGUUUUGGUACAGGGGGGUUGUGGAGACAAGAUGGAGGAAACAAGGCAUGUCACAAGACUCUUCUUUCUUCUUCUUGUCGUCCAUCUUCUGCUGUGGUGUUGGCACUUGGGGAUUGGUCUGGGGUGAGGGUGUACCUGGUGACAAGGGUGAUAGGUAUUGGGGAUAUGUAAAUAUGAUAUAAGUAGUUUUUGUUAUAAAAGAUGUGCCCGCCUUGGGGGAAGGUCAGAGUGCCUUUGGCUGCCGUGCUGGUCAGAUCCCGGUCGGGCAGAGAAGGGACUCUGUAGGUAAGAUAUAAUAAACAAUUCUGAAGACCGAAAAACCUGGAGUUCAGACUCAUCUUUUGAGGCCCAGCUUGCCAGAACCAUCCUAAGCGUGUGUGGGAGCAGAGACGAACAGCCGAACCCCAUAGUAUGCAAAACUUUUGAUAAGAGAAAAAUAAACAACAGCCUGAAGACCGAAAAAACCAAGUCCCAUCUGUCUCUCAUUCCUGGCACAGAACUUAUUAGGGGUCUCCCCAUCAGGGGGACCCAUGAGGGAGGUUUCGACAAGGAAGAAUGGACUUAAGCUGAAGGAGAGAAGGUUUAGAUUAGAUAUUAGGAAGAAAUUCUUUAUUAUAAGGGUGGUGAGGCACUGGCACAGGUUGCCCACAGGUUGUGGAUUCCCCAUCCCUGGAAGUGUUCAAGGUCAGGUUGGAUGGGGCUUGGAGCAAUCUGGUCUAGUGGAAGGUGUUCCUGCCCAUGGCAAGUGGGUUGGAAGUAGAUGAUCUUUAAAGUCCCUUCUGACCCCAGCCAUUCUGUGAUUCUUUAUCAAGCUUCUCAUCCACAACCAUCCUCAGUCCUCCCAGGGCUAAUUCUUGAUUCAUUUUACGCCUAGCCUUUACUUGUGCUUAGGAUUCAAAAAGUUUUUAACAGUAGAUUUCUGUUACCAGUGUCAUAAAUCCUACCACAGUUAUGGUUUUUGCAAUGUUUUCAGAACAAAAUUGAACCUUAAAUGUAAAAUCUUAGCUAAUACUUGCAUAAAACUAUGUACUCUCUUGUAAACUGGAUGUAAUUAUCCACAGUUCCAUUUUCAUCUAGCACUAAUGGAUGUAAACAUUGCACAAUAAACUAUGUCAUAAAACAUUUGCCUUCAACAAUGAGCAUUCUCUUCAAAGUCAACUUCAUUACCUACUUUCUUUCAAAGAUUGCUCUCCUGAUUAGAGACUGGAAUCAAGGCAUUACUAUGAACAGUAAAGUCUUGACCCUGAAAAUGAAUGCAAGAUAUUGUAUUGUCUGACUGAAAAAUGCUAGCUACACCUAUAAGAAUAGUCUAAUCCAGGCCAGCUGGUUCCAGUUAUGAAUAUGCACAGCACAGAAUUUGAACAAACUUAAAGCUGCUUAAGCUCUUGAGCUGCCGUAACUGUGUUCUGAACUGGGAAAUGGUGUAGUCUGCCUAAUAUGUAGGUACAUGUUACAACCAGUUCUUUAUCCUCAAGUGUCACACACUGUCCCCAUAAUGCAGGGUUGUAUUACUGUAUAUCAAAGUGGAAGAUUUCUCUUAAUGCUUUGGGUUUAAACUCCUGAGAUUGAGAUGUCAACAUGAGACCAGUUUCCAAUCCUACUUAAGUGGGGGUUUGUGUUAUGUGGGGUCUUUUUAAGCCUUGUAAGAAAUGAUUCUGAUGUACUAAAUAAAUCAAUGUACUCAUUUUUGUAACCCUUUUAUUUUGAAGUUUGUAAAUAUUGUACAAUAUAAUAAAUGCAGAGGGUUUUUUGUUUUUUUAAUUGCAGUAAUUUCUCAUCUGGAAUUGGUUUGGAAUCAUUGAAAGGGUCUCUGUGUAUGUUCAGCUAAAUAUUUGUAAAUGGUAUCUGGUCCUGUUUUGCAAAUUUGUAAUGCUGACCACAAGUGCAAGGUGUCAAGGUGCAAAUAUCUUUUAAUUUUUAUAUGCUUUUUGGCAAUCAUGCAUUAAGGCCACCUUGUUUAUUUUGUCUCAGUAUCUGAUAGUUGAAGAGAGUUUCUGGCAGAAGUGUACAGUAUGUAUAGCUUUAUUUAAAUUAAAUUUUAUUGGUAUGAUAAAUCAGUUUUGAUGGACAAAAGUUUCCUGAUGGAACAAAGUUGGGGUGGGGUUUUGGGGUCUUUUUGUUUGUUUGCUUGUUGUGGGAGUUAGCUUAUACAGGAGGGGGGGGAGAGAGAAAUAAUACACUGGAGAGUCCAGAAGUGGAGCCCACUGGUUGAGAUACCCGUGCAGGGAGGGUAAUGCCUGAGAAAGAGACAGCAAAUAAUUUCUCGUAAUCCUCUCCCCAUCUAAGCACAUUUGGUCAGUUUGAUUUCCUGGUAGGAUAUGGUUUUCCAUAUAAUACUUCGAAGGGACUUUCUCCCUCUCUAACCCAUAGAGUUAUCUUGAUUCCCAACAAUAAAACAGAUAAAACCUCCACCCAUUUAGGAUGUGUUUCCUGACAUAAUUUUGUGAUUUGCUGUUGCUCUGAUUUUUAAAGAUUUUCUAAACCUUCUGAUGUUGACAUUUUUGUAGCUAAUUUUCUCACACACUCUCUGUAAAUAACUCAUUGUUUUGCAUUCUUUUAUAGAAGAGGAGACAUUUGAUAGACUGUUAGUUUGUCCAGUGUCAUUGGAGAGGUGGCACUGUCACCCUCCAAUCCACUGUCACUUUUAGAAAACUAUUAAUGUUAGAGUCAGAAAAUAAACUUCCCUUUUUCUCUUCACCUUGAGAA